AUUUAAAAACGGAGGGAGUAAUAUGCUUUUUAAAGAUGACAAGUAUUUAGAAAAGGAGGGAGCAUGGUUUUUUAACAAUUUGCCGAGAAAAAAAAGUUUUAUCGGUUCAAUGACUUUAUAUCAGUCCAUGUAUAAUGCCUUUCUGAGUUUCAGUUUAGCUUCUUUCCUAGUUUUUCUAACCAUAGUUAAACAGUAUAUCUCUCUUCCAUUCUAUGAGAUCUCCCAUCAAAGAUCCAUUUUUCAGGAUAAUUUGGUAAAAUAAAAUUGGUACCGUAGAAUUAAUAAACUUAUCCAAGUCCUGCAUCUUUUUCUAUGCUGGAAAUGAUUGAGUUUUCUCAUAAGAAAUUUUUUCUGUCAAAUUGAAUAAAUAAAAAGGGGAAAAAGAUUGGGUUUUUACCAGUUUCCAGAGCUGCAGAAUGGACUCAUGGAUCCCAGCAACACCGGGGAAUCCAGGAUUUGUGAAAUCUCCACCAAUUUGCAGUGACAGGCAGGAAAAUCAGCAAGGUCAAGUGGAUUGGUCAGAUUUGCAAAGAAAACAAGCACUGGGACAUACGGCUGGCGCCACCGGGGAAGCACAGAAUGCGGCAGCAUACUGUGGUUCAACAAGUUCAGUGACAGUAGAUCAGUGCUUCAUUACCUCGGAAGCAGCAGUGGGAGCAAAGUCCAAAAUGGAUGGAGGUGGAAUAAAUAUGUACAAUAACUUCCCUAGUGAUAAUGUAGACAUGUGGAGCAAUGUGUCUUUUGGAGAUCUGUUGAUGAUGGCACAGGCUGGUGGCACCACGCCAGCAGAUGAAACAGCGAAUAGAGUGAAGAGUUCUUUCAACCCAUUCCUGAAUUCUGAGAAUGCAGGUGAAAGCUCUAUUUUUUCCAGCUUCCCUUUCAACUUGAAUACACCAUCAAGAAUGACGGAUGCAGCCUUGAGCGGAAACAUCCCUUUCCAGUUCGAACCAGUAACACCAAGUCUGAUCAAGAGUAAAGGGCAAGCAUCUAAUGCAUCAAACCUAGAUAAUAAUGUGACAACAGCAGCAAGAGUUGGACAGCCGAAUGAGGAUACAAUAAAGAGAGCUGAAGCAAAUGAACUCCAACAGAAUAAAGAUCAGUCAGAGCUGAUCCUGAAUCAAUCACAAUUGCAGGAGUAUCACAAGCCAGAGAAGGAAGGCAAACAGGAUAGUGAACUGAAUAAUACACCAGAGCAAAAACCAAGAAGAAGAAAGCACAGGCCCAAAGUGGUUGUAGAAGGCAAACCUAAAAGGACUCCAAAACCAAGAACACCAAAGCAACCUGGUUCAGAAGAGACAAAAAAAGAAAAGAGGAAGUAUGUCCGAAGAAACAAGAUUGGCGGGCCUGCAGCCACUUCUGCAGAGGAGGUAAACCAUACAAUUUGUCACGAGGGAAAGCCACCUAGUUCCCAAAAAAAUCCAACAGCAAAAAGGAAGUAUGUCAGAAGAAAUCAAGUGAACAAGAGCACAGAAAAACCCUCUGAAGAUGGAAGCAGUGGAACAAUUGGCAGACCUACAGCCACUCCUGCAGAAGAGGCAAACAAUACAAUUUGUCACGAGGGAAAGCCUCCUAGUUCCGAAGAAACUCCAACAGCAAAGAGGAAUGUUAGAAGAAAUCAAGCUAACAAGAGCACAGGAAAACCCUCUGGAGAGGGAAGCAGCGGAACAACUGAUCCUACAGAACUUUCUCUUUCUAGAAAAUCCCGCAAGAGAUCGUUGAUUUCUGAAUUCGACAGCUUAGCAAGUGAUGAGUACAGUCAAUCAACGUUGGAUUUGCAUGCAAAUAAUUCAGGGUCAACUGCACAAUCUGCAGAGUCUGUACAGCUUGGACAAGGUAAAGAAGCAACAAGUGAAGAGACAAAGGUGGGCAUAACUUAUAACAUCACCUGCACCCUGAACCAGGAGGUGAGAAAUUACUUGUCUCUGCCUAGAACGCAGUACCCUGGUCCUCCCACUCCGGACAAGGUUGGCUGGAAUCAUGACAAAGUCAUGGUUGGUACUCAAAAUGAAAGCACAAGUGGAAAUAGCAGAAUCAUUUGUUCAGAUUUAACUUAUGAUAAACAGGCACGCAUACUACAAAUGACACCACAGAGACCAAAUUGUUCCAACUGCAGCAGCAGUGCAUGCUUGCCACAUGGGAAAGGCUUGAAAAGACAGCACUCAUGUAGAUCUGAUGAAGCACAAUUAUACGGCAUAAAUGCCAGAGGAGCAUAUUUCAAUUCUAUGCAGGCUUAUCAACCAAUCCUUCCAGCAAAUAAACCUGAUGUUUAUAGUAAUGUAGGCAUGCAUUUUCCUGCUAUUUACAAGAAAAAGAGACCAGAAAAGGGCCACAGCUCAACAUCAUCUUACAUUAAGCUCUUUACUGGGGAAACUAACUAUGUGCCUUCCUCUCAGUGCAAUUUCCGUGGUUCCCCUAGCAACAAUUCUGCAACCAAUAUAGGCAUUAAUGGAAUGUGGUAUUCCAAUGUUAUGCCAGCAUUUGUCGAAGCAGAGAGGUUAAGGAGGAGAUCAAACGGCGCAGCUCAAGUACAAGAAUUUGCUUCUCUACAUGAAAUUUACAAACAAUUUCCAACAUCUACAUCCAAAGAAGCAACAAAAUAUGGAAUUGGAGAAAGAUAUAAAACUUCAAAUCUGUCCAGUGCAUGCAUGGGAGCUCCAAUUGCAGAUGCCCCAACAGCAAUGAAGACAAAAAGGCGGUCAAACAAGAGCAUCCUUGUCAGCUCUGCAGCUUUCGACAUGCAUACCCAUCAACAUUUCAGAAAAAAUGCAAGGGGUUCUCUGCCAGCUUUAACAUGGAGAGGCAUGUCUCCAAUCAAUGAAAUUGCAGAACGCUUGCGGCAUCUUGAUUUAAAUAGAGAAGGCAGCCAAAAUCAAGGUCAAUAUGGAAUCAUCAACUACCGCACCAAGUUACAAAGGGAGAGUGCCCUUGUUCUUUAUCAAAGAGAUGGAAGUAUUGUCCCUUUUGGAGGUUCAUUAGUUAGGAAACGCAAACCGCGUGCAAAAGUUGAUAUUGACGAUGAGACUGAUAGGGUAUGGAAGCUUUUGCUGCAAGAUAUAAACAGUGAAGGAAUUGAUGGAACAGACGAAGAAAAGGCAAAAUGGUGGGAUGAAGAACGUAGAGUGUUUAAUAGUAGAGCAGACUCAUUUAUUGCACGCAUGCGUCUUGUCCAAGGAGACCGGCGCUUCUCACCUUGGAAGGGAUCUGUUGUGGACUCCGUUGUUGGGGUAUAUCUUACACAGAAUGUUUCAGAUCACCUUUCUAGUUCUGCAUUCAUGUCACUCGCUGCUCACUUUCCUCUGAAGACAGACAGUAAUCAGAAGCAUGAAGGAAACACGGGUAUUAUAAUUGAAGAACCCGAAGAGUGUGCAACAAAGCCCAAUGUUUCUAUCAGAUGGUAUGAAGAUCAACCAAACCGAUCAACCGGUUGUCAGGAUUCUUCAGGAGUCUACAACACAGAUUCAAGUGAAGAAAAAGCAGCUGUCAAUGGCUCUGAAUCAAGUGCUAAUAGCACCCAAUGCAUUAAGUCAGCAGAAUGUUCUGUAAUCCUGCAAUCAGAUUCUUCUAGAGAAGGCUCAGAUCUGUAUCAUGAAUCAACAGUUAUGGGUUUCCAAGAUCGAAAAGAAUUGAAUGAUUUGCCUUCUUCCCCGAGUUCCGUAGUUUCUUCUGAGAACUCAGCAGUUAUUCAAUCUUCAGAAGGGACUGACUCGAGCAACUUUUGCAGCUCCACUUCUUUUUUGAAGCUAUUACAUAUGGCAGGAACUUCAGGAGCACAAGGAACCAGGUGCACUGAACAUUCACAAGAAGGUGAAAACUUUCCAUUACUUGGCAAAGAACUUAGUGCACCGAAACUAAGUGGACUGUCGGCAGAAUCUGUACAUUCAGCACUCUAUGCAAUGAACCCUCAAAAUAAGUUGGACAUAGAGACAGUUAAUGAUGCAGAAGUCAAUGUUGACCUACAAUUUCAAACUGAAGAUAGCAAUUGUAGUGUCCAGCAAGUUACAGAAGCCACAGCCUUUUCAGAAACCAUUGCAGAUGUCACAGAAAGGGCCAGCGUAGUUUUUGAUUCAUGUAAGUCUGAGCAAAGAGUUUUGGAGUCAAACUUGAAAAAUGACAGUAGUCAUGUUUCUAGCAAAGUAGACAAAGUAAAUGACAAUCCCUCUAAAGCAAAAAGCGGACGGCCUGGGAAGGAAAAAGAGAACAUUGAUUGGGACAGCUUACGGUUACAAGCCCAGGCAAACGGCAAGAAAAGAGAAAGGACAAAAAACACAAUGGAUUCACUGGACUAUGAAGCAGUGAGGCGUGCAAAUGUCAAUGAAGUAGCCCACACAAUUAGAGAACGAGGAAUGAACAACAAGCUGGCAGAGAGAAUCAAGGCUUUUCUUGACCGGAUUGUCAGUGACCAUGGAAGCAUUGAUCUUGAAUGGCUGAGAGAUGUUCCACCAGACAAAGCAAAAGAGUAUCUACUGAGCAUAAGGGGCUUGGGUCUAAAGAGCGUGGAGUGUGUGAGACUUUUAACACUUCACCACCUUGCUUUCCCUGUUGACGUAAAUGUAGGGCGUAUAGCUGUCAGACUAGGAUGGGUGCCCCUGCAGCCGUUGCCUGAGUCACUACAGUUGCAUCUUCUGGAACUGUACCCAAUACUGGAGUCAAUUCAGCAGUACCUCUGGCCACGUCUCUGCAAGCUUGACCAAAAAACAUUAUAUGAGUUACAUUAUCAUAUGAUCACCUUUGGGAAGGUCUUCUGCACAAAAAGCAAACCCAAUUGCAAUGCAUGCCCUCUGAGAGGAGAAUGCAGACACUUUGCAAGUGCAUUUGCAAGUGCAAGGCUUGCCCUUCCUGCACCGGAAGAGAAAAGCAUUGUGCAGGCAACAGAAGACAAAGCUGCUAAUGACAAUCCAAGGGAAAACUUUACUCACCUGCCUCUGCCAUUACCUCCGGGUAAUCAACAACCAUUUGAGCAUCAGAAAUUGAUCGAUUCAGCUCCUAUUAUUGAAGUGCCAGCAACACCAGAGCCCAUUGUUGAAGUUCCUACCACGCCUGAGCAAGAGCAAAUACAAGCACCAGAAAUCGACAUAGAGGACUUUGAAGACCCUAAUGAAAUUCCUAUGAUUGAAUUGAAUAUGACAGAGUUCACUCAGAAUGUAAAGAAGUAUGUGGAGAAAAACAUGCAGCUUCAUCAGGUAGAAAUGUCGAAUGCCUUGGUAGCCUUAACUUCAGAAGCUGCAUCAAUUCCCACGCCUAAACUUAAGAAUGUUAGCCGGCUCAGAACUGAACAUCAAGUCUAUGAACUUCCAGAUUCUCAUCCUCUUUUGGAAGGGAUGGACAAAAGAGAACCAGAUGAUCCUUCUUCCUAUCUUCUUGCUAUUUGGACACCAGGUGAAACAGCAAAUUCUAUGCAACCUCCAGAAACUCAGUGCAACUCUCAAGAAUCUGGCAAACUAUGUGAAAAUGAGACUUGUUCCUCAUGCAACAGUAUACGUGAAGCACAUUCUCAAAUAGUAAGAGGGACUAUUCUGAUACCAUGUCGAACAGCUACGAGAGGAAGCUUUCCACUCAAUGGUACAUACUUUCAGGUCAAUGAGGUGUUCGCUGACCAUGAUUCCAGCCUUAAUCCAAUCAAUGUCCCAAGGGAUUGGCUGUGGAAUCUCCCACGACGGACUGUCUACUUUGGAACCUCAAUACCCACGAUAUUCAAAGGCCUAAACACAGAAAGUAUCCAACACUGCUUUUGGAGAGGGUUUGUUUGUGUGCGAGGAUUUGAUCAGAAGACACGAGCACCUCGACCACUAUUGGCAAGGUUUCACUUUCCAGCCAGCAAGUUAAAGACUAAUGGAAAAACAAAUGAAGACAAAGGAGUAGCCUCCUAAAUAUGGCUAGCCAGGUACUCAUGCCAAAGUCAAACAAGCUAACAAUAUUCAAUAUCAUGCAGUUCAAAACCAGAUGGUAAGAAGAUAGAUAUCUAUCUGGUUGACUUGUAAAUGAGAUGAUAAAUAUUUUUUGUAGGCAAGAGUUAUGGAGUUUUCUUUAGUUAGCAACAAUUUAUUGAAUUAUUCAAUAGGUUUAUUCCCAUUUA
Capsicum annuum is the source of this 6073-nucleotide messenger RNA. RefSeq names its product DNA glycosylase/AP lyase ROS1. Gene Ontology annotation, molecular function: DNA N-glycosylase activity; DNA demethylase activity; 4 iron, 4 sulfur cluster binding. Lineage: Eukaryota; Viridiplantae; Streptophyta; Magnoliopsida; Solanales; Solanaceae. Gene Ontology annotation, biological process: base-excision repair. Bases 417 to 5867 code for a protein of 1816 amino acids. The transcript is spliced from 20 exons. The record is from RefSeq and is a predicted model, not a curated record.